UUUUGGCAGUUUGAAAGAUACAUGUAUUUAGUUAGAUUUCUCUCCAUAAGAAUAGUAAGGCCUUUGCGCAGGAUUAUUUUUUGAAGUGAGGAUCAAGUAAUUUCUUCCUGGACCUAUGAUUCAACAGAGUUCCUUCAGUCAACGAACUAGUGAAUGAAAUGAGUCAUUCAACGUUGCUAUGUGGGAGCCUAAUGCUUCACGUCAAUGAAAAGACACAUCCGGAGAAAAAGACGUCAUCCAAAGGUUGCCUUCCAUCCUUGAGUUUCUCAAAGCUCUGUCUGGCCUCAAAUGACACAGUUUCAUCAAUUGUUCUAUGACGUUUUCACAACCAAACUAUGAUUAUUAAAUAAAAUGCUAUGUGGUUUUGAAAAGCCCUUUUAAUGCUUCAUAUUGAUUUACGGCGUUUUUUUUUCUUACCAGCCAACUGUAAACAGACAGGUCUUUUUCCGGCCCAGAUUUGUCUUCAACUCUUGUUAAUGAGAUAAACGUCUUAUGCAUUUGCAGGUAAUCCUAUUUCAAGACCAGCAAAGUCACCAGUUGAACCGUCACUAAGUCCAGACAGAGGAGGAGUGUAGACAAAGAGAGCAGACAGCGAUUCGUCAGCUGGACAUGGUGCAUCUACAGAUAUAACCAACAUCGGAACUGAACAGGUCAAAACUUAUCACAGGCUGACUUUGCCUUAAAGCCAGACAGAGAACUCCUGUAAAAAUCUACACACCCUCUAACGUCCAACACACAUACUCUAGAAAUGGAUUCCCUCAUGUCGCUUGGUGCUCCUCUGAAGCAGUUUACCAGCUAUGUGUCUGGCACAAAAAACACCAAAAAGAGAGGGGGCAAGGGGAGUCAGUCCGUCCGAAGGUUGAGCAUCACUCGCAGGAAGAGCGUCAGCAGGAGGAGAAGCCUUCCAUGCAACAGCCAGAAGGUCCCAGACUCCUGGCUCAGGGUGUACCAAGAAGAACUGAAGAAGGAGAGGAAACGUCAGCAGGCCAUGCUGGCUAAGAAAAACGCUGAAAGAAAUGUGCGGAAAACUCACUUCAGGAGUCACCACUGCCUUCCAAGGCAAACCACUGCUGCCAGAAAACCUCCACCCAGAAAGGAAGACUCCAUCUUUGGAGCCUUCCAGGGCCUCAGUCUGGACGGUCUGACAGGAGGCGCUGCUGGACCUCCUACAGGAGGUGGAGGAGAUCAGUGCAAGGUUAUGUGAGGUGCGACAGUUGAAGGUUCGGGGGAAGGAUCUACAACAGGAGAACUGCUGCGGAUAUAUCCGUUUAAAGUGACCGAUUUCUGUUUUGUGAUAAAAGCAGGAAUGCUUUAUUUGUGUAGCAUUCAGCUUAUGCCAUGUUUGUACACUUGAAAAGUCUGUGGACUGUAUUCAUGCAUUUGCCAAUCCAGCACAUCUUUGUAAUCAUUUUAGCAAAAAUCUUUUUUUUUAAUUAACUUAGAUUUACAGCUUGAAAUCCAAAGGAAUGAAUAUGUUUUGUAUUUCUCAUGCUACAUAAAUUGUAAACAAUA
Messenger RNA from Cyprinodon tularosa, 1512 nucleotides. RefSeq lists its product as uncharacterized. The coding region runs from base 749 to 1204 and encodes 151 amino acids. NCBI's taxonomy places the organism in Eukaryota, Metazoa, Chordata, Actinopteri, Cyprinodontiformes, Cyprinodontidae. The record is from RefSeq and is a predicted model, not a curated record. The transcript has 4 exons.